Messenger RNA from Notolabrus celidotus (New Zealand spotty), 5471 nucleotides. Its product is annotated as rap1 GTPase-activating protein 1. Lineage: Eukaryota; Metazoa; Chordata; Actinopteri; Labriformes; Labridae. Gene Ontology annotation, molecular function: GTPase activator activity. The transcript is spliced from 25 exons. The record is from RefSeq and is a predicted model, not a curated record. Gene Ontology annotation, biological process: activation of GTPase activity; regulation of small GTPase mediated signal transduction. Gene Ontology annotation, cellular component: cytoplasm. Bases 401 to 2386 code for a protein of 661 amino acids.
UGAGCAUUAGAUACGUGCAAAGGACCUGGCUGAGCGGCAGAGACGGCAGCUCCAGUCCGCUCCCUCUCUCCCCUGCGCUGUUCCACCGAUGCGACAACACUGUCCCGUCUUCAUCUUCUGACAAAUUAAACCCAAUGACUCACCUUUACCGGGGUCCAUCAUCAUAAGAUCACUGAGGGAGCGCGUUCACGCAGAGCACCUCUCCUUAAUCCCCAAAGAGGAACAGCUGACAAAGGAACGGAACAGCUUAGAAGCUUAAAGGGUUGACAAAAGCUUCUCCAGGACCAGAACUGUAUGGAAACAAGAUGGAAGGAUUCCUCGCCUCUCUGAUGAAGUAGAACACUCACUCCCACACUCCCACCCUCCGUUUCCUCUUCCCUCACUUUCAAAGGGUUGCAGAAUGGACGAGCAAAGAUGCCCCCUCCCGCCCCCGCUCAAAACAGAAGAGGACUACAUCCCUUAUCCCAGCGUUCACGAGGUUCUGGGCCGCAGAAGUCCUUUCCCGCUCAUCCUGCUGCCACAGUUUGGAGGCUACUGGAUUGAGGGGACCAACCAUGAGCCUAAAGACACACCGGAGGCCGAACAACCUCCCGGUCCUGCCUCUCAAGUCAAACUGGAGACAAACAGCAUGGCCAAGAUCUACAGGAAGCAGUUCAUGGGCAAGGAACACUUUAAUUAUUACACCAUGGAUGCUGCUCUGGGACACUUGGUCUUUUCCUUGAAGUACGAUGUCAUCGGGGAUCAGGAGCAUCUGCGCUUGAUGCUUCGCACAAAGGUAAAAACCUACCACGAUGUGAUUCCCAUUUCCUGCCUUACCGAGUUCCCCAACGUGGUUCAGAUGGCCAAGCUUGUUUGUGAAGAAGUAAACGUGGAUCGGUUUUACCCCGUCCUGUAUCCAAAGGCGUCAAGACUCAUCGUCACCUUCGAUGAGCACGUGAUCAGCAACAACUUCAAGUUCGGUGUUAUUUAUCAAAGAUUUGGCCAGACUUCAGAGGAGGAGCUGUUCGGGAACAUGGAGGAAAGUCCUGCCUUCAUGGAGUUCUUAGAGUUUCUGGGCCAUAAGAUCGAGCUUCAUGACUUUAAAGGGUUUCGGGGUGGGCUGGAUGUCACUCAUGGUCAAACGGGGACAGAGUCCGUCUACACGACUUUCCAUAAUAAGGAUAUUAUGUUUCAUGUGUCCACCAAGCUGCCUUACACAGAAGGAGACUCACAGCAGCUGCAGAGGAAGAGGCACAUAGGCAAUGACAUAGUAGCCAUCGUGUUCCAGGAGGAGAACACUCCAUUUGUACCGGACAUGAUUCAGUCUAACUUCCUGCAUGCUUAUGCGGUGGUACAGGUGGAGAAUGCAUGUACGGACAAUGUCAUCUACAAGGUGUCUGUGACAGCACGGGAUGACGUACCUUUCUUUGGGCCCGCUCUACCUGACCCAGCCAUCUUCAAGAAGGGUCCGGAGUUCCGUGAAUUCCUCUUUACUAAGCUCAUCAAUGCAGAGUAUGCCUGCUACAAAGCAGAGAAGUUUGCAAAGCUUGAGGAGCGCACACGUUCGGCCCUGCUGGAGACUCUUUAUGAAGAGCUGCACAUAAACAGCCAGUCCAUGAUGGGUCUGGUUGGAGAUGAAGAAAAGCUGGAGAACGGUGGUGGCGCAGGAGGAGGAGGAGGAGGCUUCUUUGAAUCCUUCAAGCGGGUCAUCCGCAGCAGAAGCCAGUCUAUGGACGCCAUGGGCCUCAGUAACAAGAAGUCACACACAGUCUCCACUAGUCACAGUGGCAGCUUUACCCACAAUCCCGCAGAGAGCCCCAAAACCCCAGGGAUUUCAUUGAUCAUUCCUGGGAAAAGCCCUACCAGGAAAAAGUCUGGACCGUUCAGCUCGCGUCGCAGCAGCGCCAUUGGCAUCGAGAACAUCCAGGAGGUCCAAGAGAGGAGCCGGGAGGUGUCACCCAGCACUCACAGGAUGCCGGACAGCACCCACUUUUCACAGGAGAACAGAUCAGACAACUCGUCCAAUCACAGCUCUCCAGAGUUUGCAGCGACUAAGAACAGUGCGGCGAUGUGUUGCAGGGCGCCGUCCAUCCCAGAGGGCCAGGACCUUUCUCGCUCGUCCUCCAAUGCCAGCAGCUUCGCCAGCGUCGUGGAGGAGAACGAGGGCGAUGAGGACUACGAGACAGGACUGGAGAGUGUGUCUUGUGUUACCCCGAUCAAGAAAGACUCUUUUGUGUACAGCUCUGUGCUGGAUGACAAUACAUGCAGUACCAACCAGGAAAGUUUUUCAGCUCUUCAUCUUCAGCAGCAGAGCGACACAGUGAAGACAUCAGAGCCAAAAGGGACAGACAGCCAGGCCAAGACGGAGCGCCCCUCCCAGGAGCACAAGUACUCAUCGAACUGUUAGCCACACUCCUCUGAUCACUACCACUGAUGUCCAUCUUCAGCAUUCCCAUAAGAGGCAUCUUUUUACCGAAAGCAAGCCGAGGGCAAGUGAUCCGCACUGCUGACAAAAAAGAGAAUCGGGCCAGAGUCCAGAUCAGCUGACCAACAGAUCUUUCUCUGUAUGUUUGGCAUGCCAAGAAGAAGACACCCUGCUCUGGAUGUCUACCUACCCUAUCCCCCUCAGUCCAGCUCCACGUUGGGACCCUCGUUGAAUCCUCAAAGCAAAGGAAACAAGACCCUCCAGUGCCCAUCCAGCAUCAAUUCUGGCCGUCAUGAAGUCAGGCUGCCUGCUCAUUCAUCAGGCCAGUAAUCUCUAAAACCUGAGUCUUCAUGUAAACUCUGAAGUGGUGAUCCGUCACAGAUGAGGAUUUGAACACGGGGUUCACCUUAUGGUGAAAGAAAUCACGAAUGAUCAAGAAGGCAAUGAUUGCUCGGGGGAACACUGGGUCUAUCGAGAAGAAAGCUUCAAUGACUGAGAGAGUUUUUUAACGUCAUCCUCAAAUCCCGCUGUGGUAUCGACAUGGGCUGUCCUGGUUUUGUGUGUGUGGUGUGUGUGUGUGUGUGUGUGUGUGUGUGUGUGUGUGUGUGUGUGUGUGUGUGUGUGUGUGUGUGUGUGUGGUGUGUGUGUGUGUGUGUGUGGUGUUGUGUGUGUGUGCUGUCUCUCUGGCCACUUUUUGUUUUAUUGAUGGUCUUUUCGUCUUUUUCUGAGUACUCUGCAGUGGAAAUUUGUCUUGUUUUAUGGCACUUUGAUUCAUUUGACAUGUCUUUAAAUGGGGUUCUGUGAUGCUGUUGGAUGUUAGAGCAACAGUCACCUUCCUGGUGGAUGGGUGAACCUGACCAAGUCUGUAAACAGAGCGAUAUUAACUCAUUCGCAUAUUUGAAUGAUACUUCUAAAUUUAACCUCUUGGUGACUACUUCCUAGCUGCCGGUAUUCUCUCCACAUUGUUUCUCUGGCGAUUCUUAAAUAGCACUAAUACAUCGCCACUGAUGCACUACGUGACUCUUGCACCCCGUUCACUUGUGAAAUGUCAAGGACCACAACCUCACAGGUCCGUAAGGGAUUUAUAAACAAGGAAAAAUCAUGAGUUAAAGGAUGACCACAGUGAUGUUGGCCCGCUAAAUGGCCAAAGCGGUUAUUAACAGAAGCAGAGCGAAUGAUCACAAAGGUCUUUGACAGUCUAUCACUUAUAAUCCUUAUAAUUUAUACUAGCUGCAUGAUACAAAUGCCAACAAGUGAGCAGAGGAAGUACUGGCAUUUAUUCUUUAUUUAAAGCACUAGGUAGGCGACCAGAGGGUCAUUUUUAAAUAUGGUGUUCCACUAUCCGUCAUCUUUCUCUGCAAUUCUCAUUAAAAAAAUUGCAAACACAGCCUCACAAUGUUACAACAGUAUUGAGCUUUCCAUCCUGGUCCAAAUGGCCGCAGUGUGAAUAAGGUGAAAUGAUUUGCAGACCUCCUGAUUUGAAGCAUCAAAUUUGGCAUUUUUCCAUCAACAUCUUUGAUUUUAGGAGCUAGAAUGAACCACUGUACAUUUGCUUCUCUUCAAUUCAGGUUGAUGGGUCAAUGUGGUAGCACAGCCUAAAGCAGAUACUGCUUUAAAGUCUGCUCAACUGAAAUUAUGACCUUAAUUUUCAAAAUAAAUGUCAUGAGGUUUUAGCACAGACUUGGAACUAUAUAACGAGACCAUAAACUAAUCGGAAAAUUGCUAUGUAGGCAAUAAAUCAACUGUAGUUAAUUUCUGAUCUGCUUCCAAGCAGCCUGAUAUCUUUCCUGGUUUCUGCUUACUGGCCGUUAGAGAGAAUGAAGGCUUGAGGUACUUUUUAAAACCAAGAGGCUACAAAAAGUCUGAUUCAACCCCCACUGUCAGGUAGUGCUGAAGAAUUUUGUCUCCAGAUACUCUGCAAAUCCUCAUUCAACACCAUAUGUUGAUUUUGAUGUCUGUGUCUGGGUGUGUGUGUUAUAUAACAGCGGUACUGUGCAUGGUGGUAAAUCUGCUUGCCAAUAACCUCUCCUCUGUAAAGUGGUGCAGCUUGACUUCAAGGUGUUGUCUCUGUAAUUUGUGUUUUACUGAAAACCAGCAAACAUCUCCAGAUGCAGUGCACAUGCUGAUAGAGAGCCAAAUGCCACAGUUUUCGUACUUUAUUGCUAAUGUGUAAUAUAUGUACGUGAACUAAAGCACUACAUUUCGGAGCUAUUUCAAAACGCUGACCUUUUGAAAUACCUGAUUUGUUGCUGAGUAAGAAUACACUGUGACUCGUGCUUGAAGGUUUGCCUUUCUAAUGAUUGUGUCCUGCGGGAGCAGCUUUUCAGGAAGUUGUAUGUAAAGGCACUGCAUUUCUUGAAUAUAAAACAAGGCAGGUAUGUAGUUUAUUUGUACAUAUCUGCUCCAAUGAAUGGUGAUACUGUGAGGGACUCUUGACUGCGGUACACAAGACUCUGGAACAUCUCCUGAGCAGAGAGGCUUUUUCCUGUCUUCGGUUUGUUAUGAAGGAAGAACCGAUACAUGCACAGUGUUUUAUUCAAUGAUUUGACUGAAGCAAACAUGAGAUUCUUUGUCUACAUGACAUUAUUUGCUUUGCAUUAAAGGUUAUGAAAGUGCAAAAUGUUAAAGGCAAUGGACCAAACACAAAACAGCAGACAAACUGUAUUCUUCAAGCAUUUUAGAGCUACAAAUGGAGCACAGCAACAUUUCGACUACAGAAACAAAGGUCCAUUAUAGUUGUAAUGAAGCAUUCUGAGCCUUUGAAAGGGAUUUGUGAAAUUGUUUUCCUCUGACUUUGAAAUGCUUGAGUAGGAUAAAGUGUGCCCUCUUGUGGCUCUGACUUAUUAUAGCACAUUGUGUGGUACUAUUCUUCUAAACUGUGCUUGCACAACAGUUUGUUUCAAACCACAAAGAUUGGGAGUGAAUCAUCUUGUGCUCAAUUAAAGUGAUUGUAUCUCUGUCUGCUUAAGCCCUUGUUCGAAAGAGUUGUUUGUAAAUAUUGGUUUUCAUCCUUUUGUAAAUAAAGCCUACAAAAAUGUUUAAUAAAGAUGAAGAUGCAAAAAACAAA